UAUCUUUAUAUAUUAUGGACUAGUCCCAUCCUUACACUAUACUGCUAAAAGCAAAAGGCUGUGACACCUCUGGCUACAAAAACUCAGCCAUUUUCUACCCCUCUUUUCCCACUUUCCUUUUUUCUCAAUCCUAUAAUAACACACACUAUCCAAUUCCCUGUAUUAUCAUACAUACCCAGAAAGAAAAAAGACGCUGGUUUUUGUUUCUCUGAAAGGAUAGAGGAACAGAAUCUUGGUUGCUUUCUCUUUGCGACGGCAAAUGGAAGACAAAGAUGAUGGGCUGGGUUUGGGUUUGAGUCUGAGUUUGGGAGGUCAGGAAAAACAUCAAAAUCAGCCAUCUUUGAAGCUCAAUCUCAUGCCGUUUCCGUCGCUCUUUAUGCAAAAUACUCACCACAGUACCUCCUUGAAUGACCUUUUCCAAUCAUCUGAUAGAAACUCUGAUACGAGGUCAUUUCAACGAGGGAUUGAUAUGAAUCGGAUGCCCCUCUUCGCCGAUUGCGACGAUGAAAACGGUGUUUCUUCGCCGAACAGUACGAUUUCCAGUUUAAGUGGAAAGAGAAGCGAGAGGGAACAGAUUGGAGGAGAGGAGAUGGAGGCAGAGAGAGCAUCAUGCUCUCGCGGCGGAAGUGACGACGAAGACGGUGGCGCCGGCGGCGAUGACGGUUCUAGGAAAAAACUGAGGCUCUCAAAGGAACAAUCUUUAUUGCUUGAAGAGACUUUUAAGGAGCACAAUACUCUCAAUCCAAAGCAGAAGCUGGCUUUAGCUAAACAGUUGAAUCUCAAGCCAAGACAGGUGGAGGUGUGGUUUCAGAACCGGAGGGCAAGGACUAAGUCGAAGCAAACUGAAGUUGAUUGUGAGUACUUAAAAAGGUGUUGUGAGAAUCUGACACAAGAGAACAGGAGGUUGCAGAAGGAGGUGCAGGAGCUUAGAGCAUUGAAGCUCUCCCCACAGCUGUACAUGCACAUGAACCCUCCCACCACACUCACAAUGUGCCCUUCAUGCGAGCGUGUUGCAGUCUCCUCAUCGGCUGCUCCCAGCCGCCAACCACCGAAUUCCCAACCCCAACGACCGGUGCCUGUUAAGCCUUGGGCAGCAUUGCCUAUCCAGCAUCGACCGUUUGAUACGCCUGCUUCUAGAUCGUAGUUGUCUGCUGGAGAUGGGGAUCCUAUGGAUAGAAUUUAAGUGCCAUUUUGGGUCUAUGCUAAAAAGGAUGUGUGUGGAAGGAAUAUGAAAGAGGUGGUUUGGAUGCAAAUUUUGUAUAGGAUGGGACUUUAACUUAAAAGUCACAGAAAGUAGUAGUGUUUAUAAACGGCAAAGUUUGAUUAACUGAAACGAUAUGACAAACGAAUCUGAAUUUAUCUUGGUUAGGAUUUGAUGUGGGAUUUGACAUGUAGUACUAGUUGGAGUACUGAUUAUUACAAUGAAGGAAUCAAACAUUAUGCUAAAUGAUUUUGUCA
Messenger RNA from Ricinus communis (castor bean), 1458 nucleotides. RefSeq names its product homeobox-leucine zipper protein HAT3. Gene Ontology annotation, molecular function: sequence-specific DNA binding; DNA-binding transcription factor activity, RNA polymerase II-specific. NCBI's taxonomy places the organism in Eukaryota, Viridiplantae, Streptophyta, Magnoliopsida, Malpighiales, Euphorbiaceae. The transcript has 4 exons. Gene Ontology annotation, cellular component: nucleus. Bases 260 to 1144 code for a protein of 294 amino acids. Gene Ontology annotation, biological process: regulation of DNA-templated transcription. The record is from RefSeq and is a predicted model, not a curated record.